GUGCCGAGGAUAGCAGAAGAGUUCACACACGCACAUUGUCUGAAAGAGGGCGCCUGCAGUUUAGACGAUAUGAUAGGGGCUAUGGGCGUGUAUCGCGUUUGCUGGAGUAUGACAAUGUUCUUCGUCGUGAUGGGCAUAUCUAUGAUAGGCGUGCAAACUGGCAAGGAUGCUCGUCGUGGUCUUCAGAACGGGUAA
Messenger RNA from Sphaeroforma arctica JP610, 195 nucleotides. RefSeq lists its product as hypothetical. The record is from RefSeq and is a predicted model, not a curated record. Gene Ontology annotation, cellular component: membrane. Lineage: Eukaryota; Ichthyosporea; Ichthyophonida. The annotation marks the transcript as partial. The transcript has a single exon.